Molecule: messenger RNA, 3385 nt
Organism: Benincasa hispida (wax gourd)
Lineage: Eukaryota; Viridiplantae; Streptophyta; Magnoliopsida; Cucurbitales; Cucurbitaceae
Source: RefSeq, a predicted model, not a curated record
GAUUUCUGAUCAUCUUUAGCUUUUAAAGUUGGUGGAUUUUGAUUUGCACUAGUUUAUCUUUCAUUUAUUUCAUCCUCUCCGUUUUAUACUUGUUCUUUAAUCAAUCUGUUUCUUUGUUUGCUUGUUCUUCAAUAUUUUACUUUCUCACCAUUGUUUGAAUCCUUUUGUUUACUUGACCUUUUGUGCUUGUUCCAAUUUUCGUUGCCAAGGGUCGAAAUAAAUUCGCAUCCAUGUUUGCUUUCCUAUUUUCAGGUUCAUUUUGACAACCAUUCGGUUUAAUUUCCUAAGAAUUAGUGUUUUUCAAGGAUUUGUAGACGAUGGAUUGUUUGUAAUUCUUGCUUUGGGAUCUAGAAUCUUGCAGCUGCUUGUUCUUGUUAUGUAUUUAUCAUUUAGUUUAUUUUAUAUUAUCCAACGCGAAGAUUGUACUAUUUCUGACUUGGAGGACGUAGAAUAAUGUUGUUAGUGUAUUGGAAGGCUGAAGCUACACAUAUGAUUGGUUUAAGCAUAUUCUCGUUUCUGAGUGUGAUGAACAUAAGCUUUCUCUUGCCUGAACUUAUAGUCUAUAUUCUUUGAUAUUUCUGUUUGAAUAAUUCAUGGUACUCGUUGAUAAAAAAGUGAGCUCUCUUAUUCGAGCUUAUAGUUUAUACCCUUUGUUUGAACUCUGCACGUGUAAGACCCACUUUCAGCCUCCUAGCAUUUGAGAAUAAUAGGUAUAUUGGUGUUUAGAUUUUGAAAAUUUUUGGUGGAAGAAAAAGCUCAAAAUAAGUGAAACUAAAGGAAAUUGAAAAUUCAGAUCGGUGAAGCACCUUUUUGAACAAAACAAAAAGACAUAUAUAUGUGGUUUCCUCACACAUGGUUGAAGCCACACACAUAUCCACUCUGUUUCAAGUCAAAUCUGUACACUAGUAACUCCAAAUCAUAUUAUCCAUAGCUGGUAGAGGUCAGAACUGUAGAUUCAUACUUGUUUGAACACAAAUUAACAAAGAUCCAAGCCUUUUGGUAAGUUUUAUGAGGCAAUGGAUCACUAACUUCUUUUGAAUUGGAUUGAAGUGUUCUAGUUUAGCUUUAGCCCUAAAACCCCUAUGAGUAUGGUUUUGGAUAAGAUCGAACACAUCUUAAAAACACAUUUUGAAAAACAUGUUGGGCAUUGGAAAAGUUCUAGAUAAUGCCAGAAGUAGUUCAAUUAAACUUUUACACAAGGAUUCAACUCGGUAAAGCUAUCUUGUGAGGAAAAGUUUGGAAGAAUGGAAUUUAGAUGAUUGUCACAUGAGUUUUCCUACUUUUGUUAAAUGUUGUUUAUGAAUGCCUUGAUGGAGCUCAAGAAAAUGUAUGGGUCUCUGUAUGUUUUAAUUUUGGAGUUAGCUCAAGUAAAAAAACGAAAGAAAAUAGAGAAUUUUCAAAUUGUUAGCAUCAAAUGAGCAAAGAAGGAAGUUUGGAGUAAAAGCAAUUGUUUUUGGAGAAGAAGGGAAAAAAGAGUUGAAAACUUUUCUUAGAAACAAGGACCUUGUUAAUUAGCAAGGGGCAUAAGGGUGUUUGGAUAAGGAGUUGGUUAGGAUAUUUGGUUAUAAGUAGGAGUAGUAGGUGUGGAGGAAGGAAGGCGAUUAUUGAGUCAAUUGAAGCUUGGGACAGAUUUCAAGAGGUAGGGUGCAAGUACCUCGAAUUACUUGUUUAUAUUGUAAUUUCUCUAGACAUUGCAAUAUAAUUAUCUUUAAUGUUUUCAUAUAUUUUCUUGUUAUGGGGUAUCCUAACAUAUUUAUGUUGCAUCAAUGAGUUGAAAUUUUUAUUUUUUAUGAAUAUUUUUUAAAGUUAUUUCUUAUUAAUUCUCCACUCACGGGUCUUUUUAGCUCAUUCGUUUCCAAAAAUUUUCAUCAUGUAGCAUUAGAGUUUCCAAAGAGCCUACUGGAGUCAAUUUCUGCCACCAAUUUUCAUAGAAUUCAUACCAUUUUAUAUUCAUGUUAAUGUAGAUGCAUCUUUCAUAUGUUUUGUAACUAAAGUGGCUAGCAUCUUUUGACAACACGAUAUAAUUUAAAAUUUGAUGACGAAUGAAAAUUGAAACAUAUAUGCUUUUUCAUUAGUAGAUUUUACUAUGCAAGUGAUUUUUGAAUUUCUUUAAGUGAUUACUGAUUAGUGUGUCACGAGACAGACUUGGUGGUACAGUUGAAGUUUGAACUUAUUAUUUGGGAGUGAAUAUCUUCUUUUCAGGUAGUCGAGCUCAGGAUUCUGGAAUUAGGUUGAAUAACAAAUAAAAUUUGUAGAUCUUAUUCUAAGUGAAUAAAGGAGCGUUUUUUCGUUAUAUGGUGACUGCUUGCAGCUGGAUUGGUCUCUAAUGUGGCCAUUCUAUCUUCUCUUCAACAAGAUUCUCAAGCUUGAGGAACCCAGAGAAUUGGGUGGAAAUGACUUGAGUUUAGUAGAAGUGUACCCAUCUGAGAGGUUUCUAAGUAAAAUAAAAUGUGAUGCUCCAAUUCUGCCCCGCUCCCAGUUGAUUGAAGUACCACACAUAAACCAGCUACAACAAUGGGAUUGUGGCCUUGCUUGUGUUUUGAUGGUUCUGAACACUCUUGGGAUCAAUGAUUGCCAUAUUCAAUCACUGGCAGAUCUAUGCGGCACAAGAAGCAUAUGGACUGUCGAUCUGGCAUAUUUGUUGCAGAGAUUUUCAGUCAGUUUCUCCUACUUCACAGUGACCUUUGGUGCGGACCCUAAUUAUUCUGUUGAAUCAUUUUACAAGGAGGAACUAGCGAAUGAUCUUGUACGAGUUGAUAGGCUAUUUCAAAAGGCACUGGAAGCCGGAAUCAAAAUUGAGUGCAGAUCUAUCAGCAAAGAAGAUAUUUCUCUCUUAAUGUUAUCUGGGAUAUAUGUUGCUAUUGUGUUAGUUGAUCAGCAUAGAUUGAGUGGGUCUUGGCUGGAGGACGUACUCGUGUCAGGCAUCUGUGACGGCAACUCUAGCUAUACUGGUCACUAUAUUGUAGUAUGUGGCUAUGAUGCUGAUGCGGAUGAAUUUGAAAUCAGAGAUCCUGCAAGCACUAGAAAGCAUGUGAGGAUCUCUUCAAACUGUCUAGAUGAUGCACGCAAAUGCUUCGGUACUGAUGAAGAUAUCUUAUUGGUAUCUUUGGAGAAGAGUAGGAAGCAAAGGACCGAAUCACCUCAUCAUUCUCCAAAUGUCAACAUCAACUGCUGAAUAUAUAUCUCUGUUUGAUUGAAAUGUUAUUAAUACUUAGGAGAGUAUUAAAACUCCAUAUUAUGUUCUUCACUGUAUAGUUCAUUGAUAUCUUUUCUUCCAUUUUAUGUAUAGUGAUUACGUAUCCAUAUUUGUAUCAACAUCAACUGCUGGGUAUGGUGAUUGUAAAAAAUGGGAUCCUGUUUUUUAAUCAUACUAUAAUUCUCUUCA